Danio aesculapii is the source of this 1543-nucleotide messenger RNA. RefSeq names its product probable G-protein coupled receptor 141 (gene gpr141). The record is from RefSeq and is a predicted model, not a curated record. Gene Ontology annotation, cellular component: membrane. Gene Ontology annotation, molecular function: G protein-coupled receptor activity; oxysterol binding. Lineage: Eukaryota; Metazoa; Chordata; Actinopteri; Cypriniformes; Danionidae. Gene Ontology annotation, biological process: G protein-coupled receptor signaling pathway.
AGUACCUUACUUCCUCAUCUGGUCUGCUAUCUCCAGCUUCUGCGCUGCUUCUCUGAGGGUAUCACGAUGGAAAACGCCACAGUUUACAACUUCACCAGUCCCGCCGUGACAUCCAUUUCUAUCUUAACAACAGCAGAACCCAAAGACCACCUCAGCCAGCCUAUCAGAACCACUCUUAUUGUUAUCUACAUCAUCGUGCUUCUAGUAGGCAUUACAGGAUUGACCUUCAUGAUCAGCUUAUUAAAAACCAACAUUCGCUCAUUAACCACUAUUGCCUUCUUGAACCUGAUGGUUUCCCACUUCCUAUUUCUGAUCACCGUGCCAUUCAGAAUCUACUACUUUGCAUUGAUGGAAUGGAAGCUAGGCCCGGGUUUUUGUAAACUGGUCAGCGCCAUGGUGCAUCUCCACAUAUACAUGGUGUUUACCAUCUACGCCAUCCUCCUCACUCUCCGUUUCCUGCAUUUCUACAAGAAGACGCAAAGGACUGAGUUCUAUCGCCGUUUGCAUGCAUUGGGCAUGAGCGCUUUUGUCUGGUUUCUCUUAUUGGUCAUUGUACUACCUCUGGUUAUAAGCAAAUAUGGAGAUAAAAACAAGGAGGAAACAAAAACAGCAAUGCAGCAAAAAGAGCAAUGCUUUCAUUUUGAGCAGAUUCUGGAGAACAAAGCCGUCUACGGCCUCAAUAUUAUUCUGUCUUUGGUAAUUAUCACUGUGUCGUGCGUUCAGGCCUGCGUCCAGGUGAGCAUCCUGCGCACGAUGAUACUUAAGUAUGGAGCCUCCAGUCGCUCACAGCAGGAAUUUUGGGUCCAGAUGAAAAACCUCUGCUUUGUUCUCAUCAUGCUAAUAUGCCUGGUGCCGUACCACAUGUUUCGCAUGGAAUACCUGAAUAGACCGAAUGAGCUUAGCGAGAUAAAUGAAGUCUUUUUGGCCAUCACAGGACUUACGUGCUUUGAUAUGCUGACCUUCGCGGGGAAGGGGAUGUGUACGAUGUGUACGUGCUGCUGAAAAGGACAACAUGUAUAUUAUGCCAGGCCCGUAGCCAGGGGAGUUUUGGGUGAUUCGAAAGACCCACUUCCCUUCUGACAAAGUCCAGAAUUUGGCCCCUAUAUGAGCUCGUUUGUCCUAUUUUUGACAUUACAAAUUGUGAAAAUAACCAAUAGAAGAAGACUUCAAGAAGAAUAACCAAUAAAAAAAGCUUUUAUUAUAUAAAUUUGCAAAUUCUGACUGAGGAAAUGAGCUGGCCAGUUUGUUAUUUGCAUAUAGACUACAGUUUUUAAAUUGGUCACACUUUACUUUGGUCUGUUUUACACUAUAAGUUACAUGGCACCUACAUGCCAACUAAUUCUCAUUAGAUUAUAACUAGACUGUAAGGUUGGGGUUAGGGUUAGUGUAAGUAGACAUGUACUGUACUUGCAUAGUGUCUUAAAGUCAGUUAAAUGUCUGUUGAAGGAGCAGUAAUCAACAGAUAUUAAGCAAACAGUCUACUAAUACUCUAAUGGACCAUCAAAAUAAAGUGUUACCUUUAAUUUAAAACCAUUAUUAACAG